AUACCGGAAGUGAAUAUGUUCUGUGAACUUCACUCUUGACUUCACUCUUGUGAGCCUUUUCUGCUGCUGCUUUAUUAGAAAAAAAGGCUCCAUGAGUGGGACAUUGUGACAGUAAUGCCCUUGGAGGUGAAAUGGCCGUUCCCACAGCGCCCCCACCUGGGCUGGAGGCUGUCAGGUUCUCUGAUCAUGGGUAUGGUGGGAUCCUACAGCCUCUUCUGGACCAAGUACUUAAACUAUAUGACAGUGCACAACCAGGAAGUGUUGCUGGACUUGAUUGAUCAGCGCCCUCCUGACACGCCCCUUAUUACCCUGUCCAAUCACCAGUCCUGCAUGGAUGACCCACACAUCUGGGGAAUUUUGAAAUUGAGGCAUCUCUGGAACUUCAGGAAAAUGAGAUGUUUCUCCUGCAGGACUCCUGCUGCCUCUGAUAUCUGCUUCACCAGUGAGGUCUACUCCCAGUUCUUCAGCAGGGGGAAGUGUGUGCCUGUGUGCCGAGGUGACGGUGUGUAUCAGAAAGGCAUGGAUUUCAUCCUGGAGAAGUUAAACAAAGGAGAUUGGGUUCACAUAUUCCCAGAGGGGAAGGUAAAUAUGACGCAAGAGUUCAUCAGGCUAAAAUGGGGAGUGGGGCGAUUGAUAGCGGACUGUUCACUUCGCCCUGUAAUCCUUCCUCUGUGGCACAUAGGGAUGAACGAUGUUCUUCCAAAUACAGCCCCUUACAUCCCAAGGGCUGGACAGAAAAUAACGGUUUUGGUGGGGAAGCCUUUUACUGUUACACACCUGCUGGAAAUAUUAAAGUCUGAGAACAAAAACCAAGUGUGUUCGUUGACGCGCCUGUCUGUACCUGUGUCCAGGUGGAGGUGAGGAAGGCUGUGACGGACUUCAUCCAGGGGGAGUUUCGCAGCUUGAAGUCCCAGGCGGAGGCCCUUCAUCAGCGGAUGCAGAAGGCCGGGCGAUAGCCAGGCCCCAGGCCGGGCCUGCGUACCCGCGGCUCACAGUUCACACACAGCACAGGCUGACGACUGUUCACCGCUAACUUCUGUGGAAAGGCUGAUGGCCUCUGGGACCACACUGCAGAAAUCUGAGUUCCUCGGGCCCUGGGGGGCGCUAUGAGCGUGGCUCCGCCCUCCGGGAGCCGCUGGAGCCAAGAGGGCAAGGAUGACCACUUCCUGCUCUCUGCGGUUUCACAGGAACAGGAAAUAGCCUUCAGGCUGACCUUUCCCCUUUCCAUGCAGACAGGAACAGGAAAUAGCCUCUAGGCUGACAUUUCUCCUAUCCAGGCCCUCAGGAACAGGAAAUAGCCUUCAGGCUGUCCUUCCCCUUUCCGUGCCCACAGGAACAGGAAGUAGCCUCCAGACUGACCUUUUUUUUACACCCCCCCAGGAACAGGAAAUAGCCUCCAGGUUGACCUUUCGCCUUUACAAACCCACAAGAGAAGCUCAUCUUUGUUGCCAUAAUUCUUUGAAAUAUCAAACCUUGGUAUCUUUGAAUUAAAUGUUUUGAACAUGAAAAAUGUUCACUUUUUGAAAUUCA
Messenger RNA from Anguilla rostrata (American eel), 1530 nucleotides. RefSeq names its product tafazzin, phospholipid-lysophospholipid transacylase (gene tafazzin). Lineage: Eukaryota; Metazoa; Chordata; Actinopteri; Anguilliformes; Anguillidae. The record is from RefSeq and is a predicted model, not a curated record. Gene Ontology annotation, biological process: cardiolipin acyl-chain remodeling; inner mitochondrial membrane organization. Gene Ontology annotation, molecular function: 1-acylglycerophosphocholine O-acyltransferase activity. Bases 115 to 861 code for a protein of 248 amino acids. The transcript is spliced from 11 exons. Gene Ontology annotation, cellular component: mitochondrial membrane.